UACAGGAAUCCACUGACCAAUGAGCUGGUAGGCCCCGCCGGGGGGCGGGACUAGGCACAGCCCGUGAGGACCAGAGAUGACAGUGUCCAGGCAGCUGGGAGCCCUAAGCGGAGCCAAAAUGGGGUCACCUGGGGAUGGAGCCGGGGCGCGGACCCGAACCCGACGGGUGUUUCCACCUCAAGCUUCCUCAGAUUCUGAGCUAGAAACAGAGAGAAUUGGUGGUAUCACUCAGCCCAGGACAGAUGAGCAGUUGGAUUUUCUCCAGGCAGGCAAGGAGAUGGCAGCUGCCUCAGGCUCAGCUGAGGGGUAUUAUGACACACUGCAGGCACUCAAAAUGAAAAACAGACAGUAUCUAUUAGAAUUGGGCUUGCUCUACCAGGUAAAAUUGGAGAGUGACCAGAAACCCUUCAAGGAGGAACUGGAAGACUUCUUCCAAGACAACGGGCGAUUGACUCUGCAGGGCAAGCCCUAUGAGGCUUCAAGAUCUAGUAUCAUAAGCCAGUCCAGUUCUUUAACUGACCUAAACUUGGAUAGUCCUUGGGAUCAGCAAAAUCCCCUCUCACUUCCUCAGUCCCACCUGAGGCCAAAGACUGCUGCAUCUGCCUGGAUCUCUACUAUUACCAUCCCCCAGCCCUUCAAGAUGACUUUGCGUGAGGCUCAUAAAAAGCCCCAGUUGAUGAAAUCACGUGCAUCCCUUGAGCUGGAGAAACAAAGGGACAAAAGACAAAGUCAGGAGGAGGCAGAGUGCCAGAAGCAGUUCCGGGCACAGCCGGUGCCUGCCCAUGUCUACUUGCCACUCUACCAGGAAAUAAUGGAGCAGAAUGAGAUUCGCAGGGAGGUGGCAACACAGAAGAGAAAAGAGUUGCUCCUUUCCACUCAGCGACCCUUCAGCUUCCUGGAAAAGGAGGACAAGAAAAAGGUGGCCAUCAGACAGAAGGUCUUGGCAGCACUGGCUCCAGUUGAGAACUCCAAACCAAAAGGCAGCAAGACAGUCCCUAAAUCCAUCUAUAACCCAGUUCUUGGGGAUAAACUCAAAGAAGCUGAACUCUACAGGAAAAUCCGCAUUCAGAUGAGAGCCAAGGAUUUGUUGGAAAACUCCUUGGCUCCUAUUGAUCCUAGCAACAGGCAAAGAGAGCCACAGUCCCGAAUCGCCACCAAAACCAAACAAGAAAAACUCAGCUUUCUGCAAGACGACUUCAGUUUUAAACCAAGAAUUAACCCAGUGGUGCCUGAUUUUGAAAGACUUUACUGGGUGUUUCAGAGAGAAGCAAUAAGGAUACGAGAAGUCAAAGAGCCAACUCGUAAUCAACCAUUUAAACUGAGAACCUCCAAUCUCCACUGCAGGCAGAGACAGGCUAAUCAGCAAAAAAUGAAGCAGCCUUCCAAGGCUCCAGUGCAAAGAAGUUGUUCUCUGACUGGUCUCUCCUCUCUCUCUUGCAACACCCUUCCAGUGCACAUUACAGAUGCAACAAGAAAGAGGGAAUCAGCGAUGAGAUACUCCCAGGAAGACAAAAAGAGCAGGGAGAAUGAAGGAAUUCAUUGGAUGGAGAUACAGAGAAAAAAAUGUCAGGCUAUGCAUAAAUCUAUGAGCAGUCGAGCAAAAGCAAUGGAUCCCCAUAAAAGCCUGGAGGAGACGCACAAGGAGAAGAUGAAACAGAACUGGCAAAAUGACCGCAAAAGAACAAAGGAGUACAAAAAAGAACUGGAAGAAAUGCAGAUACGAGUCAAGAACCGACCAUACCUCUUUGAACAGGUCACAAAGCAUGAUGCCCGGCAAGAGGCAGAGCGACACUAUCGGGACGCCCUUUGUCAGGUGGGGCUGAAUGAGGAAUUUGUAAGGAACAAAGGGAGAGAUGCUACUGACCUACCAAAGGAGGAAGAGUCUGAAACUCACAGAGCGCAGGAGUCUCAGAAGGACACAGACAUUGGCACGAUACAGGAAGAAAUCUUAGGAAGAGCAGAGAACAAAGAAAAUGACAACAUAAGAACCCUGCACAAGACUCAGUGGACCUACUUUCAAUUAUUUCCUUUAGUCCAAGAUGCUUGAAAGCAGCAGUUCUAAACUUUUUACUUGCAUGACCCCAUUUUCAGACUUACUGCUUCCUGUGACCUUACAGCAAGGAGGAUGUCAUUUUGUAGAGCAACAUGGUGUCUGCCACACAGCAUGAUCUCACACACACUAUACAUGCACGGUCACGCUGUGUGGAGCAAAAUGGCAUCCUCCACACACUCAGAAACACCGUAAAUGCAUCCACUGAUGGCAUGACUGCAGUCCUAUCUGCCGAUGGCACAAUCCCUCUUGGGGUCACAAUCCAUAGUUUGGGAAUCACUGUUCUAGAGUUUCAACAGUAGAACCUCAGAGUUACAAACAUCUCAGAAAUGGAGGUUGUUUAUAACUCUGAAAUGUUCGUAACUGAACAAAACAUGGUUGUUCUUUCAGAAGUUUACAACUGAACAUUGACUUAAUACAGCUUUGAAACUUUACUAUGCAGAAGGAAAAUGCUGCUUUCCCUUUUUUUUUUUUUUAUUAGUUUGCUUUUAACACAGGACUGUACUUUAUUUGCUUUUUUUUUUCUUCUUUCCCCUCCCAUCUCUGAUGCUGCCCGUGUACUUCUGGUUCCAAAUAAGGUUUGCGGUUGGUCAGUUUAUAAUUCAGAUUCUACUGUAUUUUCAAGUGACUGACUUAAGAGAAAGUUGCUGUGGUUUGGAUGACAUAAGAAGACUACGCACAGGAGCGAGAAGGUGAGGAUUAACUCUUGCCUAGAACACUUCUUGCCCCUCCCUCUGGUCUCCUCCUAAAUCCCUCAAAAGUGUUCCCCAACUGACUCAUUUCCUUGUCCCUUAUUCUGGUUUUCAGGUUUAGAACCAACAGUGAAACUGCGUGAAGCAGGGAGAGAGGAGGGUGAUGGGUUGGGGCACUAUUGCUGAAAAAGAGAGGUAGACCUGAAGGCAUGUACACGUGUGUUCACUUCCUUUGUGCUCAAAAGACUCUGAAUGGAAAGCGCAAAUUUAGUAGAUUUUAAAAUUUUGCUCUGAAGCUGUCCCUUGUUUUUGAUGUUGAUUUCUGUUGAUGUUUCAUGUUGCAUGCUGAAGUGGAUUUUAAGAUAUUUGUAUAGAAUAAUAGAUUUAUGGAUUUGAAUUACCCUGGGGAGACGACUUGAAAAGAAGCUCUUCUCUAGCAUCUUGCCUCUGCACCAGCUGAACAGCAGCUCUGCUCCUCUCCUAUUGUUAUGGAGACACUGUCUUGCCAUAAAAGUUGCAACCACUUUCCAUUAUAAAGCUCUAUUUUAACCCCUUGUAACUUUGGCUCAGAUCAUGGGUUUGGCAUAAUUUACUGUGAAGGAUGUCGGUGCAAGGUUUGAGGAAAUUCGUCACAUUUUGAGCUCCAUGUAAUUAAAAAGCUAUCCAAAUCUGAAGUUUGGGUUCCUGUCUAAUGUUGUUCUCUCUUAGCUCAAAAUCAGUUUGUUAAAACCCCUUAAAGCUCCCUGAAGUCAUGUCCUGCCUAUAUGCUAUAAUUAAGCAAAGUUCCUAGAAAUGUAGGGCUGGAAGGGAACUUGAAAGCUCUUCUAAUCCAACUCCUUGUGCUGAGACAGGACCAAGUAUACCUAGACCAUCCCUGACAUGUUUUCUAACCUGUUCUUAAAACCCUCCAAUGGCAGAGAUUCUACCACCUACGCUGGGGGCCUAUUCCAGUUCUUAACUAUCCUUAUAAUUAGAAAGCUUUUACCAACAAAUUUCCCUUGCUGAUUACUUCUUGUCCUACUUUCCCAGAACAUGGAGAACAAUUGAUCACCAUCCUCUUCAUCACAGCCCUUAACAUUUUAAACACUGUCAGGUCCCCCCAUAUUUUAACACUAGUAUCAAAUCAUCUUUUCUCAAAACUAAAUACAUCCAUUUUUUUAUCCUUUCCUCAUAAGUCAGAUUUUCUAAACCUUUUAUCGUUGUUGCUCUUCUUGGGACUUUCCAAUUUGUCCACAUCUUUCUUAAAGUGCGUCACCCAGAACUGUCAAAUAGAGCAGGACAGUUACUUCCCCCUUCUUACAUACAACAUUGCGGUUAAUGCAACCCAGACUGAUAUUUUUUUUGUAACUGCAUCAUAUUGUUAGCUCAUAUUCACUUUGUGAUCCACCUCUACUCUCCCCCGCCCGAUCCUUCUCGGCAGUAUUACCACCUAGCAGUUAUUUCCCCUUUUGUAGGAAGAAAAAAUUAAAUGCACCCCUAAGUGUAGUACUCUUCACUUGUCUUUAUCAAAUGUUAUGAUGUUGAUUUCAGACCAAUUCUCCAAUUUGUCACAGUUGUUUUGAAUUCUAAUUGUCCUCCAAAGCGUUUGCACCCCCCCCCAACUUGGUGUCAUUUACAAAUUUUUAUAAACAUAUUCCCCACUUUGUGAUGCAAGUUAUUAAUGAAAACAUUGAAUUUUACCAGACCCAGAAUGGACCCCACAGAACUCCCCUCAGGUAUGUCCCCAGAGUUUCACAGUCAACCACUGAUUACUACUCUGAGUACAGUCUUUCAACCAGUUUUAUACCCACCUUACAAUAAUUUCAUGGAGCCCACAUUUCCCUAGUUUGCUUUUUUGUUGUGGAUGGUUUUGGGACCAGUUCUACUACUGAUAUCCAUGGCUGUUAGGAGACCAAGCCUGUCCCCAUUAACAUUACUGGGAGCUUUUUCUACAUGGAUUUCAGUGGGACCAGGUACUAUAUACGAGUAUGUCCACUGCACUGCCUGGCUGCAUCUUAAAUGAUAUAAAGGGUAUUUCUAUAGCUGACAGCAAAUAGAGAUCUUCCUUCAGAUAAGAGCGGGGGCAGGAGGGUCUGUGUUUUUAGGGGUAAGUCUCAUUGACAAUUAGAAUAUUUUCUGAAAAUGUGCAUUAUGUCAAAGUGCUUUGAGAUUAAAAGAUGGCUCCUUUUUAA
Molecule: messenger RNA, 4913 nt
Organism: Dermochelys coriacea (leatherback sea turtle)
Lineage: Eukaryota; Metazoa; Chordata; Testudines; Dermochelyidae
Gene: FAM161B
Product: FAM161 centrosomal protein B
Biological process (GO): cilium organization
Cellular component (GO): cilium
Source: RefSeq, a predicted model, not a curated record